AAACAUACUGCUUUUGCUACCUUUCCCAGUGAAAAUGCAGCUGUGAAGGCUUUAUCAAGAUUGCAUCAGCUGAAACUUCUAGGUCACACCUUAGUUGUUGAAUUUGCCAAGGAGCAAGAGAGUGUGCAGGUACUUAGCCAGCCUUCUGUCUCAGAGAAGUGUAAAAGUUCAGAAGAACCGGUGAAAGAAGAAGAGAAGACAGAACCAAGCUGUGUUAAAAUAGAGAAUGGAAUUGCACCCAACCAUGGCCUCACCUUUCCCAUCAAUUCUUGCCUCAAAUAUUUGUAUCCACCACCUUCAAGUGCAAUUCUAGCAAAUAUAGCAAAUGCCUUGGCAAGUGUGCCCAAAUUUUAUGUCCAGGUACUUCAUCUUAUGAAUAAAAUGAAUCUUCCUCCACCUUUUGGACCAAUUACUGCUCGCCCUCCCAUGUAUGAAGAGUAUUUGCCAGUGCCUGUGCCACCUCCCCCAAUCCCACCUCUGCCUCCUGAGGAGCCUCCUUUGCCUGAAGAGGAAGAAGGACAAGGGUCUAGUGGAGAUGAAUCAGAAUAUGAGAGUGAUAAUGAUGAGGAAAAGGAGAGAAUGACCAAGUUGAUGGAAUUAGCAACCCUUCAGCCUAAAAGACCAAUAAACACAAAGAGACGUGGUGUUAGAAAAAAGCAGAGAAUUAAAGAUUUAUUGAAUGUUCCUGUGUGUACUCCCCACAGUAAUUUGCACCCUACACUGUUACCUUCAGAUGUGUUUGAACAGCCCCAGCAUGUAGGUCAUAAAAAAAUAGAGUUUCACAUUAGUACUGACAUCCCAGCUGUGCUUCAGAUACACUCAGAAAAGGAAGAAAAAAAUGACCUUUAUGCAACCACAGAAGAAAUCAAUAAUACAGGCUUUGGAAGGAUUUUCCCAGCUCCUAGCUCAAAUGAUAAAAUGGAAACUGAAGAGGAGGAUGAUGAAAUACCAUCAGAAUUCAUUUCUAGAAAGGAUCUGGAGAAAAACAGACUCUCUAAAGAAGAGAUGGAAAAAUUUUCUGUUUUCAAAAACUAUGAGCCAGGUGAUCCAAAUUGCAGGAUAUAUGUGAAGAAUUUAGCUAAACAAGUUCAAGAAAAGGAUCUCAAGUUCAUUUUUGGAAGAUAUGUUGACUUCCAAUCAGAAGUGGAACGAAAUAUGUUUGAUAUCCGUUUGAUGAAGGAAGGCCGUAUGAAGGGACAGGCUUUCAUUGGACUUCCUAAUGAAAAAGCAGCUGCCAAAGCAUUAAAAGAAGCAAAUGGAUAUGUCUUAUUUGAAAAACCCAUGGUGGUUCAAUUUGCUCGUUCAGCUAGACCAAAACAGGAUGCCAAUGAAGGGAAAAGAAAAAAGUAGAACACUGCACAAGG
Acanthisitta chloris (rifleman) is the source of this 1364-nucleotide messenger RNA. It is a transcript of the gene RNPC3, whose product is annotated as RNA-binding region (RNP1, RRM) containing 3. Lineage: Eukaryota; Metazoa; Chordata; Aves; Passeriformes; Acanthisittidae. Gene Ontology annotation, cellular component: U12-type spliceosomal complex. The record is from RefSeq and is a predicted model, not a curated record. The transcript is spliced from 13 exons. Gene Ontology annotation, molecular function: pre-mRNA intronic binding; U12 snRNA binding. The annotation marks the transcript as partial. Gene Ontology annotation, biological process: mRNA splicing, via spliceosome.